Molecule: messenger RNA, 474 nt
Organism: Didymodactylos carnosus
Lineage: Eukaryota; Metazoa; Rotifera; Eurotatoria; Philodinida; Philodinidae
Source: the annotation of a GenBank genome assembly
AUGUCUGCGAGUGACUAUAUUGAUCGUUCGGACUAUGAUCAAGAUCAUUAUUCUGACAUUUUAAGAAAUUCAAAUCGUUCACGUUUAACAUUAGAACAGUUAGAAAUAUAUCAAAGACAAAAUCGUAAAACAACAAAAUUAUUAGAAAAUAUUCAUCGUUUACGUAUGAAAGAACGUGAUCGUGUCACACACGCAUUUAUUCGUCAUGUCAAUGAUGAUAAAUAUAUAUCAAAAUUAAAAUGUGUUCAGGAUACACUAAAAGUAAGAAAAUAUAAUCCAAAUUCAACAGCCUCAAGUACAAACAAUUCGAAAUUAUCCCAUCGUACGCACAUUGAAAAUGAACAGAAUAAUGGAAAACAACUGAAUAGUAAAACAGGUCAACAUUUACAUGAAUUUGAAGCGCCAAGUAAAACAAAAGUGAAAAACAAUUAUCUAAAUUUUAUGUCCAUUUCAAACAAACAUCCUUUAUUUUAA